AUGUCCCAGAGGCCAUCAAGGCUAGACUUGUUUUGCUGGAUCUUGAGUGGUGUGGCCUGGACAGAUUCCUUCUGGGAAGCAGUCAGAGAGAAACAGAGCAUGCGUGGCCUUGGGAGCUUUGUGAGGAAGUGUGGACAGGCUGAAGGCAGUGAAGGGCCCCUGCAGAAUUCUAAGCAGAGGAGAGACAUCAGCACGGUUUUGAAAGACCACAAGCCACUCUCCCUAACACAGUUUUUUGUCACAGCAGGAGAUGGCAACUUUAUCUACUCCCAAGCUGAUGAAAAUCAGAAAGGCAAAGUGGCCCGCCUGGUGAGCCCCGUGGUCUAUUCCCAGAACUCCGCCCACUGCAUGACCUUCUGGUAUCACAUGUCUGGUUCCCACGUCGGCACACUGAGGGUCAAACUGCGCUACCAGAAGCCAGAGGAGUAUGACCAGCUGGUCUGGAUGGCCAUCGGACACCAAGGAGACCACUGGAAGGAAGGGCGAGUCUUGCUCCACAAGUCUCUGAAACUGUACCAGGUGAUUUUUGAGGGCGAAAUCGGAAAAGGAAAUCUUGGCGGGAUUGCUGUGGACGACAUUAGUAUUAAUAACCACAUUUCCCAAGAGGACUGUGCAAAACCGGCAGACCUGGAUAAAAAGAACCCAGAAAUUAAAAUUGAUGAAACAGGGAGCACCCCAGGAUAUGAGGGCGAGGGGGAAGGCGACAAGAACAUCUCCAGGAAGCCAGGCAAUGUGCUGAAGACCUUGGACCCCAUCCUCAUCACCAUCAUAGCCAUGAGCGCCCUGGGCGUGCUCCUGGGUGCCGUCUGCGGGGUCGUGCUGUACUGCGCCUGUUGGCACAAUGGCAUGUCAGAAAGAAACUUGUCUGCCCUGGAGAACUAUAACUUCGAACUCGUGGAUGGCGUGAAGUUGAAAAAAGACAAACUGAAUACACAAAAUACUUAUUCGGAGGCAUGAAGGUGGACAGAGAUGGAAAGACCCGUAAUCAGAGAAUUGAGGUGGAAGGACGUGGCGUGCGUGUGCUGGAGACUGUCCGUCUUCUCUCACUGGACAGGCUGGGAAGUGCGUGACGCUGAGCCAGGCUUUUCUCAGGAGCUUCAACGAGUGUGACCGACAGACACGGACAAGUGAGCUGUGUUAACAAUCGGAAUCAUGUACAGUCAGCUUUUCUCCUGUUGGUUUAAUUUCAAUCAUCAGAUGCUGGUGUUGAGACCAAGUAUGAUUGACUUAAUUCAUUUCGGCUUCCCCAUCCUUUCUCUCUCUCUCUCUCUCUCUCUCUCUCUCUCUCUCUCUCUCUCUCUCUCUCUCUCUCUCCUCCUUCUUUAUACGGAUUCUUUUUGGAAACUGUGCAAAAUCCAAGAUGCUGGCACCAAGUGUAUUGAGUGGGGCCCUUUUGACGGACUGCUACCUGUAGCCCAGUGCCCAGAAUAUAUUGGAAUAACUGCGUUUCAAUGGACUUCCGAAGCUGUACUUGUGUAUAAUUGCCCGAGUUGUGCAUAGGCAAAGGAGGAUUAGGGUGUUUUCUUUGAAAAGUACUGUAGCCUCAGUACCGGUAUAGUGUGUCAGCUCUGUUUACGAAGCAAUACCGUCAGAUUUUCUUGAUGUUUUUCCAGUGUUGUACUCAACCUCGUGCUUGUUAACUCCAUACAGAAAACUGUGCCAUCACCAAACACUGCUGGCAACUGGGUGUACUGCUGCCAACUGCAACAACAAAAAAAAUCCUUGGCACUGGCUAGUCUAUGUCCCCUCAAGUGCCUUUUUGUUUGUACUGGUCCAUUGUGUUACAUUGACAACCCCCUCUGUUUCUCGCUGGUGAAAGCCCUCCUCUUUAAUCAAACCCUGGUGGCCCACUGACUAAGAAGAAAGUAUAUUUUAGUGUGAGACGUCAGCCCCCCGGGAAGGCAAGGGCUCUGAAGAUUUGGCAAUGUGGCUUAAUCGUUCUGCUUUUUCUGUAGUUCAAUUUCAUGUCUCUUGACCCUUUUGUAUAAAGCUGCGAUAUUCUCUCUUUAUUGUUCUUUCAUAUGGAAUGUAUUUUCAAAUGUAAACUCUUUCUCUUUCUCUCCUAUUGCUGUCUUUUUUUCUCUCUUAGAAUUUAAGCAUUUGCCAUUGUCCAGAAAAGAAACUUGCAGCUUUAACCUGCUGGGAAUGGCAAACAAUUUUACUAGACUUUAUGUUUAAGAAUAAAUAAAUAAGGGAAAUUCCUAACUUUGCCCUCCAAAGUCUAACUUUGGUUUUCUUGUUAACUGGUUAAAGUGACAGUAUCUUUUUUCCUGAAGCCGUUUGUCAGUCUUUUCUGAUCAAAAUGAUCUUCCAUAGACAUGUUUGCAUUUAAUAGAAAUAAUGGUAAGUUGAGGGAAGAAAUAAUAUUAAUUGGCUCAAAUGAGAUCCAAAGGAAGGAUUGAAUAAAAUCUUCCAAAUAUCUGAAAACAUGAGAUUUUUUACAUCCAAAUAUGCAAAAAUGACCCAUAAAAACCUUCUUGUUUUGAUAUUGAGUCAGACAAAGGGGAAUGGAAGGAAGUUAAUUAAAGAAAGAAACUAUAAAUCCUGAUGUGGGGGCGGGGAGGGUGAAGUAGUUCAAGAUAAGAGUAGGGGAAACAGGUAAAGUCAAAACAAAUGUUUUUAAAAAUUCAUUCAACAGCAACCCUGAAAAAAAUAGACUUGAAUGAAUGGUUCUAGAAACUUCCAGCAGCUCGCAAAGAAUAAGCCUGCCUUGAGGCUGGCAAGACCUAAGCCUCUAACAGCACAGAGGAGUGAAUAUCUUAUCAGGCAGUAUAUGAAUUAACCCAAAGAAGCUUUGGUUGUUUGGGGUGUAUUUUUGUCAUGACAUUGUACAUAAGCUUUUUUUUACAUCUUCCUCCUUUCCUGCAUUGCUAUAGGUCUCACUCAAAUACAUUUGUUGAGAAUCACAUUUGCAUCAUACAUGGGACAGUCCAUUCAUCUUGGUUAAAUUGGAUUGAGAAUGCCUUUUGUUUCCAGGAAAGUAUUGAUCCCCUCGAAAGAAGAAUAGUUUUCGUCCCCAGAGACAUUCAUUUAGUUGUUAUAAUCACGCCAGAAGGAAAGCACUAAGGAAGAUUUGAUUUUUUUCUUUUAAGGUAAACAGACUUAAAGUUAUCCUCAGCCAAGGAAAAAUGAUACUGCAACUUUAAAUUUUAAAGUAUCUUGCACUGAUAAAUAUAUUUAAAAUUAUAUGUUUAUAAAGUUAUUAAUUUGUAAAGGCAGUGUUACAAAAUGUUCAGUUUAUAUUGUUUUAGAUUGUUUUGUAAUUUUUAAAGGUAUAAAAUAACAUAUUUUUUCUUUAUUGAAAUCUAUAAAACUCUCUGUAGUAAAAUGUUUUCAUUUUACUGGUAUAUUAUUGCUUCAUGUUUUGUACCAUCGUAAGAUUUUGUGCAAAUUUUUUUUUACAGAAAUUUUUAUUUUCUAUGACAAUAUGACACUUGUAAAUUGUUAUUUCAAAAUGAACAGCGAAGCCUUAACUUUAAAUGACAUUUGUAUUAUCAGACACUGAGUAACAUAAAAACCACAUAAAAAACUGAACUGUAACUUAAAUUCCAAACUAUGACUACUACAUUCCAAAGAAACAGUUGAAUUAAACAUUUUCAUAAAAUAU
Messenger RNA from Microcebus murinus (gray mouse lemur), 3607 nucleotides. The record is from RefSeq and is a predicted model, not a curated record. NCBI's taxonomy places the organism in Eukaryota, Metazoa, Chordata, Mammalia, Primates, Cheirogaleidae.